Molecule: messenger RNA, 1227 nt
Organism: Ectocarpus siliculosus
Lineage: Eukaryota; Phaeophyceae; Ectocarpales; Ectocarpaceae
Source: the annotation of a GenBank genome assembly
GGCGCUGCUCAAGGGUUUAUCUCUCCCUCCAUGGCACUCAAGUUGCCAGCAAAAUGCCCAGUGGUCAUUCUGCCCGGCUUCGGCAAUGAUGCGCGAGACUAUACGAACCCACUGGACGGGGGGGAAGAUAAGGCUUUCGCAUCAGCUCUGGAACGUAGGGGCUUGAAGACCUUCGUCGUGCCGGUGGAACGAUCUGAUUGGCUCAAGGUGGCCAGCGCCGUCCUCACGCUAGACUUUUGGAAAGGCACCUGCCGGCCUGACGGACCGGCCUAUUCAUGGUAUUUGCAGAAGGUAAAGGAGACGGUGCGCACUAGUCUGGAGGAAACGGGGGCGGACAAAGUUCUGCUGGUGGGACACUCCGCCGGGGGGUGGUUGGCGAGAGCAACGUUAGCGGAAGGGGUGUGGGAAGAAGGCGUCGCCAGCGAAGAUGUCGUGGCUGGACUCGUGACCCUGGGGUCUCCACAUUUCGCGGGCCCGAUGGACAUGACUAGGGGAGCGUUGACCUUCACCAGCGACGAAUACCCGGGGGCGUUCCUUAAGGACAGAGGCAUUUUUUACGUUACCGUGGGCGGGGCGGCGCUCUUGGGGGAAAAGGAUGCGCCUCGAAGGAGCAGGGCGAGGUUCGCGUACGGGAGCUACCAGACCGUAUGCGGCGAGGGAGGAACCAUGGGUGACUCUUGUGUACCCCUCGUGUACGCACACCUCGAGGGGGCCGAACAGGUCACGUUGGACGGCGUGUUCCAUUCCGUGGACAAGCCAGACGAGUGGUACGGGUCCGAGGGAGUGGUGGAUCGCUGGCUUGCCACCGUGGCCCAAGAGCUCCGCCCUUCCGGCAGCAAAGGAGACGGAAUCGCGUCAUUCUCGGAUAUGUUCUCUGUGCCGUUCGCGAAGCUCUUCAGCUGAGGAAAUGUCAUUGUCACACCACUGCUGUAUGAAUGGGUAUGGGAGGGGGGGGCUAGUUGGUCACCCCGCCCGGCCCUGGCACGCUGGGGCGGUCAUUUAGCAGCGAGAGUGCAGCCGUCAAUUUUUUGCGAGGGCUAGAGCUGCAAAGCUGCAGGGCUUGCGUUGCGGAGGUGGAACUUUUGUACGUAAUGGGUGCCACGUUGUAGCUGCACUUCCUUUCUCUGGCAUCCUCGUAUGCGCUCGACAUCCGCUUGUCACGGAGCGUGCGAGGUAUGUAUAUGCGCAUCAAGGUUUCCACACACAGAUAAUUGAGACGUCACCAUG